AUGGUUCUAACAAACUCUCUACCCCAGAGCUUAAGCGGCAAGGUCGCCCUCAUCACCGGUGGAGCGCGAGGUAUUGGGGCCGGAAUCGCCCUUGAACUGGCCAAAAGAGGUGCCUCGAUUGCCAUCAACUACUGCGGAAGCCAACAGCCCGCAGAGGACCUAGUCAAAGCUAUCCAGGACCUCGACAUCGACGCGGCCGCAUUCCAAGCAGACCUGACCCAGGUAUCUAAUAUAGAAAGUCUCUUCCGCCAGGUCGUCAACCACUUCGGCCAGGUGGAUAUCGUGGUAUCCAACUCCGGCGUGGAGAAAUUCCGCGCCCUGGACGAAACCACUAUCGACGACUUUGAUCAGGUCUUCAGUCUAAACACUCGCGCGCAGUUCUUUGUUGCGAGACAUGCCUUUGACCAUAUCCAACCGGGUGGACGUGUCAUCCUGAUGUCCUCUAUUGCUGCUGGUGUGGGCGUUCCCGGCCAUGCACUGUACGCGGGGAGCAAGUCCGCCGUGGAGGGUUUUACCCGCUGUCUUGCAGCAGAUUUUGGUCGGGUGAAAUGCACUGUAAAUGCCAUUGCCCCGGCGGGGGUGAAGAGUGAUAUGUGGCUUGCGAACUCGUGGCGAUAUGCGCCGGGGUGUGACAAGAACUCUUCCCUCCAGGACAUCGAAGCCGCCCUGGCCGGGGGUAGUCCGUUGAGCAGGUGUGGCGUCCCGGAAGAUAUUGGACGAGUGGUCUCUUUCCUUGCUGGUCCUGACAGCGAAUGGGUCAAUGGUCAAGUGAUAGCAGUCAAUGGAGGUGCAAAUAUAUAG
Messenger RNA from Aspergillus puulaauensis, 801 nucleotides. It is a transcript of the gene arp2, whose product is annotated as hydroxynaphthalene reductase arp2. The transcript has 2 exons. Gene Ontology annotation, molecular function: oxidoreductase activity. The record is from RefSeq and is a predicted model, not a curated record. NCBI's taxonomy places the organism in Eukaryota, Fungi, Ascomycota, Eurotiomycetes, Eurotiales, Aspergillaceae. Bases 1 to 801 code for a protein of 266 amino acids.